CCCCCCCCCCCUUACUUGGCCCUAACGCUGACCAUUCCCUCCUCUCCUGCCCCUGCAGGCCGGGGAUCGUAGGAAGUCCAAGUAGUAGACGAAAUCUUCCUUCUCUCGCAGCCCCGAGCCCGAAGAAGAGCAAAGAAUUAGAAGGGGAGGGGUGAGGCAGCGGCAGUAGGGAGCCAUGGCCGCGACGCUCUCCUCUUCCUUCUUCGCCUCUUCUUCUUCUUCUUCGUUCGCUAAUCUCAAUCCGACAAUUCCGGGAAGAAGACUCUCUCCUUUUCUCUUUAAUCCCCUCUCGCUCCCCUCUUCCGUGCCGUUUCCUUCUCCUUCCCGUGGAAGGGUUUCAAGGAAGCUAUACAAGGUAAGGGCCGCCACAAUGCAAGAGAAAGAGGAAAAGGUGACCGUGGAAGACUCUUUUAAUGCGAAGACAUUUCCUGGUAACGAGGGGAAAAGUAAUCGAUGCCGAUCCGGACGACUAGGUGCGCCUGGUUCUGUGGAGAGCUGGGUUAUUAAGUUUGAGCAAUCCGUGAAUAUUUUUCUCACGGAUUUGGUAAUCAAUAUACUUGAUGCAUUGUACCAUGAUCGCCAUUAUGAAAGAUUUUUUGUGUUGGAGACCAUAGCUAGGGUACCAUAUUUUGCUUUUAUAUCUGUUCUGCACAUGUAUGAGAGCUUCGGUUGGUGGAGAAGAGCUGAUUAUUUGAAAGUGCAUUUUGCUGAAAGCUGGAAUGAGAUGCACCAUCUACUUAUUAUGGAGGAACUAGGAGGCAAUGCUUUCUGGUUUGAUCGUUUCGCUCAGCAUAUAGCAAUCUUCUACUACUUCAUGACGGUUGUCAUGUAUGCUCUAAGCCAAGAAUGGCAUGUAAGUACAGAAACAUCUUUAUCAUUUUCUGAAUGUGUUGAAAGGCAUGCAUACUCGACAUAUGACAAGUUUCUAAAUCUGGGUGCAGAAGAGUUAAAAAGGUUGCCUGCUCCACAGGCUGCUAUAAAAUACUACAUGAAUGAAGACUUGUACCUGUUUGAUGAAUUCCAAACAGCUAGAACUCCGAAUUCCAGGAGGCCAAAAAUAGAGAACUUGUACGAUGUGUUUGUAAACAUUCGGGACGACGAGGCAGAACACUGCAAGACAAUGAAGGCCUGUCAAACCCAUGGAAAUCUCCGCUCUCCCCAUGGCAGCCUGAACUCUUUGGAAGAUGAUUCGGGAUGUGUUGUGUCUCAAUCUGACUGCGAGGGUAUCAUAGAUUGUGUUAAAAAGUCAUUGACUUCUCAUAGAUGAAGAUUUAAAUUAUUCUGAAAAUUUGUUGGAUGUGUUAUAUUGAAGAAAUGGAGCAAGAGGAGGAUUCUUACUACAAUUUACAAUUUUGAAUACGAAGGAGGAGAUUAAAUGUCACCAUGCAUGAAUUUUGACUUGUAUAACAUGCAUAUAUCUCAUACUUGUUUUCCCCCUCCAAA
Messenger RNA from Phoenix dactylifera (date palm), 1443 nucleotides. The record is from RefSeq and is a predicted model, not a curated record. NCBI's taxonomy places the organism in Eukaryota, Viridiplantae, Streptophyta, Magnoliopsida, Arecales, Arecaceae.